CGUACCGGGAUCCUCCCUUCAGACGGUCGAGCGCUGGUAAGGAGACGACAUUGUCAGAGCUGUUUAACCAGAAACGAUCAGUUAAAGAAAUCGACCAGUAAGCAGACCAGGAUUUGUUUCCAGCCACAAUGAAAAGAUGGCGCGACUUCUCCGCAACUUGCUGUUUUUUGUGCUGAGACUUGCGCUGCGAUUCAGAGUUUGCGGGUAUUGGUCGCUGGUUUACGGUUAUUGUGCUGUCUGCACCAUCGGAGCUCUGCUGAAACUUUGCUGGAACAUCGUCUUGAGGCCGACAGAAACCUUCCGAUGGGUGAUUCGUGAAACUCCCCCGGCUUGUCUGAAUGACACGUCCUUGGGAACCCACUGCUAUGUCAGGAUCAAGGAGUCUGGCCUGAGGUUUCACUAUGUUGCUGCUGGAGAGAGAGGAAAGCCACUCAUGCUUUUUUUGCAUGGGUUCCCUGAGUUCUGGUUCUCGUGGCGCUACCAGCUACGCGAGUUUAAGAGUGAGUUCCGUGUGGUGGCCAUCGACAUGCGUGGCUAUGGCGAAUCUGAUUUACUGCUCUCCAUCGGAAGUUACCGCUUUGAUCACCUGGUCAUCGACGUGAAAGAUAUUGUGGAAUACCUUGGCUAUAACAGAUGCUACCUUGUUGGCCAUGACUGGGGUGGGACCAUAGCGUGGCUGUUUGCCAUUCACUAUCCUGAGAUGGUGACAAAACUCAUCGUCCUCAACUGUCCCCAUCCUACUGUGUUCACAGAUUACGCUCUCCGCCACCCCAGUCAGCUGAUGAAGUCCAGCCAUUUCUUUUUCUUCCAGCUGCCAUGUUUUCCAGAGCUCAUGCUCUCCAUCAAUGAUUUUAAGGCACUAAAGGCUUUAUUCACCAGUCGCAGCACAGGCAUCGGGAGGAAGGGCCGCUGGCUCACUGCAGAGGACCUUGAAGCCUACUUAUAUGCACUCUCCCAGCCAGGAGCUCUAACAGGAGCUCUCAAUUACUACAGGAAUGUUUUCAGCUCCCUGCCUUUGAGCCAGAACCACGUCCGGUCUCCAGUGCUGCUGCUGUGGGGAGAGCGGGAUGCCUUCUUAGAGCAGGAGAUGGCUGAAGCUUGUCGUCUUUACAUCAGGAAUCAUUUUCGCCUCAACAUUAUUUCUGGGGCCAGCCACUGGCUCCAGCAGGACCAACCCGAUAUCGUUAAUACCCUCAUUUGGACCUUCCUUAGGGAGUGAGAAGAGCAUAAAAGCUACAGGAAUUAAAUCCACAAUGAGGCCCCCUUCGUCCAGAACCCCCUCACUGCUACUCCUGAAACCUUGGAUAUGCCUGUGACACCAGUAGACAUAGUGAUGAUGCAAUCGUUGUUUAAAUUAUCUCAGAUAUUUCUUAAAGUCAACAGAUUUGGAGAGAAUCAAAGCACAUCUCGCUGGAGAGGACACGUAUUUAAUAUGUUUUCUGCACGACAUCCGCCUUAAAGUUUGUUGGUUUAUUGUGUGGUGCCUUUCAGCUUUGGAGUUAUCACAGUGUGAAAAUGUCCUGAGACAUUGGGACAUGGCGUUGUCAGCUGUGUUAGUGUUUCACCGGGCGCUUGGGUCUUCACUCUCCAGCUCACUUUGUCAGGUCAUGUUAAACAGCAGUUGUAUUUUCGUCCUUAAAGAUCAAAUGCUCAAACAUAAAAUACUGUAUCCUAAUCUUCCUGUAUAGAAGUGAUGUCUACCUAUUGUACUAUUUUGUAUAUCUUCCUACACACUGCAUUUUGAGAUUUACUGAGCCAGGUCUACACUGUUUGAUUUUUUUUUAUAAAUUAACUGACUUUAUAUAUACUGCUCAAAAAAUAAAG
Melanotaenia boesemani (Boeseman's rainbowfish) is the source of this 1824-nucleotide messenger RNA. RefSeq names its product epoxide hydrolase 4 (gene ephx4). Lineage: Eukaryota; Metazoa; Chordata; Actinopteri; Atheriniformes; Melanotaeniidae. Gene Ontology annotation, molecular function: hydrolase activity. The coding region runs from base 137 to 1219 and encodes 360 amino acids. The transcript is spliced from 7 exons. The record is from RefSeq and is a predicted model, not a curated record.